GUACCGUCCAAGUCACGUGGUGGUCAGAUAUCAGUCAAGGCCUAUGCCGGCAUGAUCCACAAGCACUACGACCAGAUCAAGGUGAAGGACGCCGAGGAGGUGAUCAUGGAGGACUACUGGCACGACGUCUUCUACUUCGAUCCGGCCGAACAGGAGGAGCUCCGGAAUGAGAAUGUGGACUUCGAAACCUACACCAAGGAGAUUCUACAUGCGGAAGAGCCGGAGCCUGGGGAAGACGCGGCAAUGGUUCCUGGGCACUACGGAGUGACCCGUGCCAUGAUCGAGGCCGAGGGCAAGUACGUUCUCAAUGACGGAAUGGUGGCGGUGGUGCAACACAAUGCCGGAAUGCUACCGACACCGGGGCCGGAGGAAGAGCACGGAAGUUUUCCCUGGAGGUCAAGCUGGACAAUAGCCGUGGAUGGCUCCUGGCAGUGUCUUGAAGACGAAGUACGAUGGCAAGAGCUACCAGCUUCAGGACGACCUCUACAAGUACCAGGCAACGUCGUGACGAUUUACCGGAAGCGGCUGGAUGGAAGGAAGGAGAAGCGGGCCAAUCACUUUCCCGGCAUGGGUCAAGUGACGCUGCAGCGCAUGGUCAUGAGGGCCCAUGAAGGCCUCGGACAUCCGGAGCCCGGCCGGUUCCUCCGGAUCCUAAGACACAGUGGCGUAAGCCAGGAAGCCCUCGAGAUCGCCAAGGAGCUGAAAUGUUCAGUUUGCGAGGCCUAUAAGGUACCAGCGCCGGUUCGCCAAGGAGCACCACCCAGGGAGGACCUCUUCAUCAAUGACUUGGUGGGAGUGGACACCGUGCACCUUCGAAAUCACAAGAACCAGACGGUGCCGGCCUUGAACAUCAUUGACUGGCAUUCCCAUUUUCAGUUGGUGGUGCCUAUGGCGGCGGAGACGGCCGCAGAAACCCGGAAUGCCUACCGGCAAUGGGUUAGGUUCUUCGGACCCCCAAGGAAACUUAUGAUCGACCUCGGCGGGGAGUUCAAGGCGGAGUUCAGGAAGCAGGUGGAGAAUGACGGCUCGGAGGUCAUUCCAGGUCCGUUAGAGGCCCCGACCCAACGAGGCCUCACCGAACGAGCUGGAGGCGUUUUCAAGGACAUCCUCUACAAGGCCAUGGCGACCUACGGAUGUGAAAGCUGGCGGGAGUGGAAAGAGUUGGUGGCGGCCUACUACAAGGAGGUGAACAAGAUGAAAUGGUGGCGGAACUUCAACACGUCG
Symbiodinium necroappetens is the source of this 1224-nucleotide messenger RNA. The record is from the annotation of a GenBank genome assembly. Lineage: Eukaryota; Dinophyceae; Suessiales; Symbiodiniaceae.